AUGGCGUUGACAGUUGGCAUAAUCUUUCAUGUGAUAGUGAUUCUUUGUUUGUUGAUUUUUCAACAGAAAAGUGAUGCAGAAGAAUUAAUCAAGCUUGAAAAACCAAGAUUGAGAAAUUGCAAAAUUGAUAGAAUAUAUCAAUUUGGUGAUUCAAUUUCUGAUACUGGCAAUUGCAAGAGAGAGCCUCUUUGUCAAUCUCAUUCUGAUUGUGGAAGUCAUCCUUAUGGAAUGAAUUUUUAUCAGAGCGCAACGGGACGUUGUUCUGAUGGCAUGAUCAUGAUUGAUUUCAUAGCAUUGGAAUCGGGUCUUCCGCUUCUAAAUCCUUACAAGGAUCAAAGUGCAAAUUUCAGACAUGGUGUGAAUUUCGCAGUAGCAGGGUGUACUGGUAUAUCAGCUGAAAUUAUGGCGGAAAACAAGAUUUUUAAUACAGCAUUUACCAAUAGUUCAUUAACUGUGCAACUUGAUUGGAUGUCUUCACAUUUUCAAACCACUGAUUGUCCAAAAAAAUUGAAGAAAUCACUUUUCCUAGUUGGAGAAAUAGGAGGAAAUGAAUUCAAUUAUGGUUUAUUACAAGGUAAAACCAUCGAAGAGUUGCGAAGAAUGGUGCCAGUUGUUGUUCAAACUAUCAUCCAUGGUGUUAAAAGGGUCAUCGAUUUUGGGGCUACUCGAAUUAUAGUUCCAGGCAAUUUUCCUAUUGGUUGUGUCCCAAUUUUUCUAACGCGAUUCAUGAUUGACAACUCAAAUGCUUACGACGACUAUCAUUGUUUGAAAGAUUUAAAUAGUUUAUCAAUCUUUUUCAACAAUCAUUUGCAACAAGCUAUUGAUGAAAUGAAGAAAAAACAUCCGAACAUUACACUCAUUUAUGGUGACUACUACAAUGCCUAUAUGUGGUUACUACAAAAUGCAGUGACAUUUGGAUUCGAUAAAAACUCUCUACAGAAAGCAUGUUGUGGAACAGGAGGAGGAGAUUAUAAUUAUAACAUACGUAAAAGAUGUGGGUUUCCAGGAGUUGAAGUGUGUGCUAACCCGAACACUUAUAUCAAUUGGGAUGGAAUUCAUAUGACACAAGAAGCAUAUAAAUAUUUGGCAAGAUGGCUAAUUGAUGACAUGUUGCCCCAAUUGAACUGUCAUGAUUAA
Molecule: messenger RNA, 1137 nt
Organism: Solanum verrucosum
Lineage: Eukaryota; Viridiplantae; Streptophyta; Magnoliopsida; Solanales; Solanaceae
Product: acetylajmalan esterase-like
Exons: 5
Coding region: 1-1137 (378 amino acids)
Molecular function (GO): hydrolase activity, acting on ester bonds
Source: RefSeq, a predicted model, not a curated record